GGUGUUGAACUGUCCUCCUACUGGUCACAGGCUUCAAUGGGAGGUCUGCUGCUGUGGCAUCAGAUCAAACUGGAGCUGUUUUUCCACACUCAGAGCUCCACCAACGAUCCUCUGCGGUUCCGCUAAGAGCGACGAUGGACGAGGAGCGAAGCGACUCUCCGGAUCUGACGGACAUAGAGACCAAGUUGGGGCGCAAAGUUCCGGACGGUCUUGUUCGUUCUCUAGCGGGAGGAACUCACAGCGACAGGCAUGAGCACGAAGAGUCUGCAGCUCCGCAUUUAGACAACUGCAAAUUCUGCGCAAACUCUGCGGACCUGAAGAGACUGCAGAGUAAAAUGCUGAUUUUGAGACAGGAGAUGGCAAACCUGCGAGCCAUCGACGUGAAGCUCAUGCAGCAGCUGAUGACGAUCAACGAGGGCAUCGAGUCCAUCCGAUGGAUGAUGGAGGACAAGGGGGAUAUAACCAGCCAGGAUGGCAGCUUGUCUGGCAGCUUGUACAGCCUCUCAGACAGCCAGGAUGGCUCCUUCCUGCGGGGCAGCUAUAACAGCCUGAAUGACGGAAACAGCGACGGGUUGGACGGCCUCUCUGUGGGAAGUUACCUGGACACUCUGGCAGAGGACCUACCUGGGGACUCCUCGCCAACGGACCUGGAUCAUUUAAUGGAUAAAACUGUCAUCUCUAGUGACUCCUUCACUAAAGCCCCUUUGAAACUGAGGGUGGAAUCCGAUGAAUACUACUGCUUUAGAUAACAGUGAUAAGCUAUAAAGAAUUGGUUCAUACAACUACUGAGAUAUUUGAUGUACCCAACUCAUCUGUCCCCAGUGUUUGAUUUUUCCCAGAUUUUAGACGACGCAUAGAUGUCUGGGAAUGUUACAUUUUCCCUUGACACUCUCCUGAAGUGGAUUACCAAAACCUCAAAUACUUUUUACCAAAUGUCACUAGAUGCAAGAGAAAUCCUCUCUGUAGCAAUGACUGUACUAUUUUAACAUGUUUGAAGUAAAAGAAAAGAUACUUGGCUAUGAUUAAUGCUUUAUAUUUAUUGUUAAAUGACCCCACAUGUCUGUGGUUUUCAUUCAAAGACAGGUUGGAUAAAAAGUUGGACCAACAGCUGAGCAGCAGAUUUUCCUCUCCUUCUAAGGAAAACUCCACUCUGCUGUGUUAGUCACAAUCAGCUGAUCUGGAAAAAAAAGAAAUGCAUUGGGGUUUUAGCAACCAUUUGGAAUGCUAGACAUUUUAUGCUGAAGAUUUGAACUUGUUUAACUCUUUCAGAUGGAAAUGAGUUAAGUUUUAAGCAUCACAGCAAGUGCAAUUAUUUUUUAUGC
Molecule: messenger RNA, 1322 nt
Organism: Cyprinodon variegatus (sheepshead minnow)
Lineage: Eukaryota; Metazoa; Chordata; Actinopteri; Cyprinodontiformes; Cyprinodontidae
Gene: lurap1l
Product: leucine rich adaptor protein 1-like
Exons: 2
Coding region: 135-749 (204 amino acids)
Biological process (GO): positive regulation of canonical NF-kappaB signal transduction
Source: RefSeq, a predicted model, not a curated record